AUGUCCCCAUAUCAACUGGUGUAUGGAAAAGCUUGUCAUUUACCACUGGAACUGGAACACAAAGCUCUCUGGGCUCUCAAGAUACUAAAUUUUGACAGCAUUGCUGCUGGUGCAAAGAGGAUCUUGCAGCUGCAAGAGAUGGAGGAAUUUAGAUCGCAAGCCUAUGAAAAUGCCAAGAUUUAUAAAGAAAAGGCGAAGAGAAGACAUGAUCUGCAUAUUGCACCCAGGAGUUUCGAAAAGGGGCAACAAGUACUCCUUUACAAUUCCAAAUUGAGACUGUUCCCAGGAAAACUCAAAUCAAGGUGGUCCGGACCUUUUCUUGUCACAAAAGUCUCGCCAUAUGGACACAUAGAAAUCAUGGAUGAAAGUUCAGAGAGGACUUUCACUGUGAACGGACAAAGGCUGAAGCAUUAUAUGGGCAACAUGGGGGAAAACCCCAGAGUAAAGUAUCAUCUCAAGUAA
This is a messenger RNA of Arachis stenosperma, 462 nucleotides long. RefSeq lists its product as uncharacterized. Lineage: Eukaryota; Viridiplantae; Streptophyta; Magnoliopsida; Fabales; Fabaceae. Bases 1 to 462 code for a protein of 153 amino acids. The transcript has a single exon. The record is from RefSeq and is a predicted model, not a curated record.